GAGUCACACUUGUCUUCACUCGGAAAAUUCGAAAUCGAGAUCAAAUGUCGAUGACGAUAUGGGCACUUCGCCGUGACGUUCGCCGGAAAAGUUACUCGAUCCUCGUCAGAUACAUCUCCGGCUCUUCAUCUUCUGGAAGAUCUUCGGUCAAGCCUAAUGAGCAGUGUAUCGAGAAGGUUCUAGUGGCGAACAGAGGCGAGAUCGCUUGCCGGAUCAUGAGAACUGCGAAGCGUCUAGGGAUUCAGACCGUCGCUGUUUACAGCGACGCUGACAGAGACUCUCUCCACGUGAAAUCUGCCGACGAGGCCGUACGAAUCGGCCCUCCUCCGGCUCGGCUCAGUUACCUCAGCGCCGCCGCUAUCAUGGAGGCAGCGGCUCGAACCGGCGCACAGGCAAUACACCCUGGCUACGGGUUCUUGUCGGAAAGUUCGGACUUUGCUCAGCUCUGUGAAGAUUCGGGACUAACAUUCAUUGGACCUCCAGCAUCUGCAAUUAGAGACAUGGGUGAUAAAAGUGCGUCCAAGAGAAUAAUGGGGGCUGCUGGAGUUCCUCUCGUGCCUGGGUAUCAUGGCCAUGAGCAAGAUAUUGAUCAUAUGAAGUCAGAAGCGGGAAAGAUUGGAUACCCUAUUAUAAUCAAACCAACACAUGGAGGUGGGGGAAAGGGAAUGAGGAUAGUGCAAAGUGAGAAGGAUUUUGCUGACUCGUUUUUGGGGGCUCAACGUGAGGCUGCUGCUUCUUUUGGCGUUAACACAAUUCUUCUCGAGAAAUACAUCACUCGACCGAGGCAUAUAGAAGUCCAGGUAUUUGGUGACAAACAUGGGAAUGUUCUUCAUCUUUACGAAAGGGAUUGCAGUGUACAAAGAAGACACCAAAAGAUUAUUGAAGAAGCUCCUGCGCCUAAUAUAUCUGAAAAGUUCCGGGCUAGCUUAGGCCAAGCUGCUGUCUCUGCUGCACGGGCAGUUGGAUAUUACAAUGCUGGGACGGUGGAGUUCAUAGUUGACACUGAGUCUGAUCAAUUUUAUUUUAUGGAGAUGAACACCCGUCUCCAGGUUGAGCAUCCUGUAACUGAGAUGAUUGUUGGUCAAGAUCUUGUGGAAUGGCAGAUUCGUGUUGCCAAUGGGGAACCUCUCCCCAUUAGCCAAGCCGAGGUGCCAUUGUUAGGUCAUGCCUUUGAGGCGAGGAUAUAUGCUGAAAAUGUUCCAAAGGGAUUUCUUCCUGCAACUGGAGUCCUCAAUCAUUAUCGCCCUGUUGCAGUCUCAUCAUCAGCAGUUCGGGUGGAAACUGGAGUUGAGCAAGGAGACACUGUUAGCAUGCACUAUGAUCCUAUGAUUGCAAAGCUUGUUGUAUCUGGAGGCAAUCGCGGCGAAGCUUUAGUGAAACUUAAGGACUGCUUGUCUAACUUUCAGGUAGCAGGUGUACCUACAAACAUAAAUUUCCUUCAAAAACUUGCUAGUCACAAAGAGUUUGCAGUGGGCAACGUAGAAACUCAUUUUAUAGAGCACCAUAGAACCGAUCUAUUCGCUGAUGAAAGCAAUCCAGCUGCAGCGGAAAUGGCAUACAAGGCAGCUAAGCAUAGUGCAGCUUUGGUAGCUGCUUGUGUAUCCGCAAUCGAGCAUUCUUCUUGGAAUGAAAGUAACCAUGGGAAGCUUCCAUCAAUAUGGCAUUCUCAUCCUCCUUUUAGAGUCCAUCAUGAAGCCAAGCAAACGAUUGAGCUUGAGUGGGACAACGAAUGCGAGGGAACUGGCUCGAACCUUGUAUCACUCGGCGUAAUAAAUCAACCAGAUGGAAGCUAUCUCAUACAGGAAGGCAGUGAUUCUCCAAGUUUAGAAGUCAGAGUAACUCGAGCAGGAGGAAACUGCGAUUUUAGAGUUGAAGCGGCCGGGUUGAGCAUGAACGUUACUAUAGCCGCGUACUUGAAGGAUGGUUAUAAACACAUCCAUAUAUGGCGCGGUUCAGAACACCACCAGUUCAAGCAGAAGGUUGGGAUUGAAUUCUCUGGAGAUGAAGAAGGUGUCCAACACAGAACGAGCUCAGAAACAUCAUCACACCCUCCAGGAACCGUUGUGGCCCCCAUGGCUGGUUUGGUAGUGAAGGUCCUGGUCGAAAACGAAGCCAAAGUAGAUCAAGGUCAACCAGUAUUAGUCAUGGAGGCAAUGAAGAUGGAGCAUGUUGUGAAAGCACCGUCUUCUGGAAGCAUACAGGACCUCAAAGUUAAAGCAGGCCAACAGGUUUCAGAUGGAAGUGCUCUAUUCAGGAUCAAAGGGUAAAUAAACACGGUUACACGCUAUUGAUCGAACCCAUCCGCUAGUUUACACGAAACCUGAACUAAUAAGCAAUUUGGAUGUGUAUAUAUAAACUGAAAUCUUACAAAAGAUUAAUAAACUCCAAGCUUUUAUCAAA
Brassica napus (rape) is the source of this 2400-nucleotide messenger RNA. RefSeq names its product methylcrotonoyl-CoA carboxylase subunit alpha, mitochondrial. NCBI's taxonomy places the organism in Eukaryota, Viridiplantae, Streptophyta, Magnoliopsida, Brassicales, Brassicaceae. The record is from RefSeq and is a predicted model, not a curated record. The transcript is spliced from 15 exons. Gene Ontology annotation, cellular component: mitochondrion. Gene Ontology annotation, molecular function: ATP binding; methylcrotonoyl-CoA carboxylase activity; metal ion binding. The coding region runs from base 45 to 2267 and encodes 740 amino acids.